AUGCUUCCUCGAUUUUGGAAGACAGGAGUGGAUGAAGGAUGGAGCGAUGAGGAAAAGAUCCAACGUUUACGUAUUCUAUGUGAUUCUCCUUUGCAACGCAUACUAGAUAAUUCCGAUUUGUCGCGCAAAGAUUGGCCGUACAUAUCAUCACUGUUGUAUGGCGAAAAAAUAUUAAAUGAAUUAAGCAUGAUCAGAUACCUAUCAACGGCAUCUCAACGACAGGGAGAAACGCCACAUCAAUGGUACUUGAGGGUUUGUGAAGUAGUUCAGCGCAGUUUACCUCCAGGCCCAGAGCAAGAUUGGGAAAUCAAAUCAUCCUUCCUUCGAGGGUUGCUCCAAAAGUAUCAACAAGCAAUAGGGUCCGAAAAGUAUGACUCGAUUGGUGCAAUCUUAGAACGCUGUCGCACAGUCGAUGGCCCAGCCUCUAAACAACGCAAUGUCCCACGGGAGAUCAAGCCUUUAUUCAACAAAACAUGCUACAGUUGUGGGCGGAAGGGACACGUGCAACGCGACUGUCCACAAUUAGUUCAUGAAUACAGUGGACAUUUGUGGUCUCCUUGGGAGGAUUGUCUGUGA
Messenger RNA from Heterobilharzia americana, 576 nucleotides. Lineage: Eukaryota; Metazoa; Platyhelminthes; Trematoda; Strigeidida; Schistosomatidae. The record is from the annotation of a GenBank genome assembly.